GUUCGCUCUGUAGCAUCGGUUAUGAUGAACAAGACUGAAAUGACAUCUGCGCCAUUCCGGAUGCAUUUUUAUGCAGUGGAUUUUAACGAGGAAUUAUCGUUUAUUAGCGGUUCAAUUUUAAAUCGCCAGCGAAAUUUUGUCGUCAGCGCAAUAUCGACGGUACAGAGAAUGUAUUCACGAAAGAUAGUUCUUAUUGGCCAUUCUUUUGGCGGAGUCGUUCUAUAUGCGUUACCUGCUCAUCCCAGGUAUAAUGUCUCUGAUAUGGGCCUGGUGUUAACUUUAGCUGCCCCGAUUCUGUCUUCACCAAUUGUAAUGGACGAAUCAAUGGUUAAUUUUUACGAAACCAUGCAAAAUAACGACCAUGCCGUUCAUCGCCCCUCAUGGUCAAUUCGUGGCGUGGAUGCAGAAGCGGAUCAUCUUUGCAUUUUAUGGUGUAAUGAACUAGUUAGGCACUCAACGCGAAUACUAUACAGAUAUGGCAUGGAGGAUAUCUCUCCUCACCCUCGGCCCCCUGUUGAUGUUGUGCGUGACUUUUUCUACAAAGAGAAAGGAUCAGGUUCAGACAUUGGGGGAUCCACAUCGAAUAUUGUAAAAAUAGGAAUUUUUGAUUAUCCAUGGGUAUCGAGGGCCUACAAAGGCUCAAUGGAGGUAACGCUCACAAUCUAA
Molecule: messenger RNA, 666 nt
Organism: Strongylus vulgaris
Lineage: Eukaryota; Metazoa; Nematoda; Chromadorea; Rhabditida; Strongylidae
Source: the annotation of a GenBank genome assembly